Hypoxylon fragiforme is the source of this 1362-nucleotide messenger RNA. RefSeq lists its product as uncharacterized. The record is from RefSeq and is a predicted model, not a curated record. The transcript is spliced from 2 exons. NCBI's taxonomy places the organism in Eukaryota, Fungi, Ascomycota, Sordariomycetes, Xylariales, Hypoxylaceae. The coding region runs from base 221 to 1228 and encodes 335 amino acids.
UGUCGGUAUGUAGGAGGGUAGGUACGAGGUACGGUGUACGUGGUACAUAUAAUUACAGCAUUCAAUUUUUAAAUUUAAAUGCCCAUCAAACACUACCUAGUACCUAGUACAUAUGUACCAUGUAUGUAUGUAGCAUUGAUACUUAACACUUAAACAAAGAUGUAUACAACAUCCCACUUCCAAACAUACCUUAUAAACAGGUAGCACAUUAGUCCUUACCAUGUCCGAUUGGAAGAACAGUCUCAAGGGUGGCUGGCGCCCUGAAAAGGGAGGGCCAGGCAUUAGAGACCAAGUAAAAAGCUUCAUUGGCCGAGGAGACGACUCGUCGACUCAAUCUUCCAGCGAACACACCGCAGCUCCACUAUCCUCGCUACGUGAUCCCUCCUCCUUCGGUCCCCCUCCGAAGCGUAUUGGUGCCCGAAGUCCAGCUCCACCACCGCCUUUGCCCUCCUCGACAAAGCCCAAUGGACCGCCGCCCUCUCUACCCCCUCGACUACCUCCACGAAGCAGCACCGCAUCCCCCGCCCUAAGCCCUGUUUCUACCCCCGGGGGCACCCAGUCUCCCAGCUACUUCAACCAAGGGGCCAUCAGCCGCCUCGGCGCCGCAGGAGUCUCCGUGCCAGGCUUUGGGAUCGGUGGAAAAUCCGCCGCCCCUCCACCUCCGCCACCUGCCCGCUCCCCUACAGCCACAUCCGCAUCCACCCCUACGGGAGGAGAAUCAUCGGCAAAGUCGUACAGCGGCCACCUCAGCGAUCUACAGGGCCGUUUCUCACGGUUCAGCACGAGCGCUUCUGGUCGCAAAGAGCCGGUAGCUGCACCAGCCGCACCGAGCCAGGGUACUACGUGGGCCGAGAAGCAGGCGGCGUUGAAGACAGCAGCCGCCUUCAAGAAGGAUCCGACGUCCGUUUCGUUCGCAGAUGCCAAGAUCGCCGCAGGAACAGCACAUAACUUCCACCAGAGACAUGGGGACCAAGUGGCAUCAGGAAUGAAGACAGCAAACGGACUCAGUCAGCGAUUCGGUGUGAAUGAAAAGGUGUUUGGGAAUAAUGGUGGGCAAGCCGGACAAGGAUCGUCGUCUCCUAUGUCAGCAUUGGGGCAAAUUUCAGGGGUCAUCGCGAAGAAGAAACCGCCACCUCCGCCGCCGAGUAAGAAGCCCCAGUUAUUCGGAGCCCGCAGCGAAGGGGCCGCUCCUCCUCCCGUGCCGUCGUCUACGAGACCCAAAUUUUGAUAACCUAAGGCAUGAAUUCACCAACAAUUUCUUAGUGUGCGAAAAGGCAAUUCACUCGGAAGAAAAAAAAUCACCAAUUAGGUUUCAUGUAAAAUAUUCGCAAAACUUUUGGUACUCGCAAUGCAUUAUCAUUU